CGACGCUCGCAUCACCAUGGCUUCGACUAUGCCAGCCAUGGCCGACGAAUCUUCUGCACAUUCAGCGGCGCAGCUGCAGUCCGUCACACCAUCGUAUCGACGCAAUGGCAAGCUUUUCAGUUGCGAGCCGUGUCGGCGUGGAAAGCUUCGGUGCGACCAUAGCAGCCCAGUCUGUGGAAGAUGUGCACGCAGAGGCAAAGAAGAUCAAUGUAUAUAUCAUCCUGCACCAUUGACCAAACCACGGACAGAUCCUCCGGGAAUUGGCCCACACCGCACAGCAGCGUCAACACCAAGACUGUCAACUAUCGGACCCUAUCCAACGCCUUUCCCUUCCAUCGAGAACAAGCGGAACGGCCUUGUAAGCCCUCCAUCAAGCAAUAGUACUCAGCAGGGGAAAGACGCUGCUUUUCGCGUUAGCACUUCGCAGCCGGCAUCGCUUGGUCAAGGAUCAGUCUUACCGUCUCCGACUGCUCCAAUGCCUCCAACGCCGGGUGAGGAAUCGAAACACUCUUCCGCCCCUUCUGCUUCCUACGCGAGUCCGGAAAGUGCCAUGUCUUUUAUCAGAGAUGGCAGGACGGGCUUCCUCGGACCGACUAGCUAUUCGGCUGUGUAUACUGAAAAUUCUAGCAUAUUGCAAACACCGGACGUGGAAGACCCUCCGGAUCUGCCCUCACUGCCUGCGGACAAGAUCCAACAGGGUGCCGAGGUGCUAUCUAUGUUUAGAGAUCUUCCAGUAUAUCGUAAUUUCACCCAGAGAUGGUUCGAGCUUUGCGACGGCAUUGUCGUCCUUCAGCCCGUUUUUCGAAUAUGGAUCGACGAGCUCUGGAAUGAAUUCGGGAAAGUCCUUGCUGAAGGCAAUUCAGAACAGAUGCGAUCUCUUUCGGAGCUGGUCUGGCGCAAUACACGACGGCCAAUGCGCGUCCAUGGGUCAAUGACUGCACGAGAGUGGGCGAAAUCGGCAUCUGGUCGCAACCUUCGAUGGGAGGUUGUUGGAGUCGUCCUGUCACUCGUUGGCCUCAUUGCCGUCAAUUUGAGCAAUUGGGACACAAUCUUUGAUUCAAUCCGAGAGCGGUACGUGGAUCGUGCAACGUUUGCCGAACGCAUGCGAAAAGCUUCCGAAUAUUGUCUCUGUUUUUGCUACGAGUCAGAAGUGUUGAAUGACAUAUACGUAUGCUUCAUGUUCGAGGACCUGGUGCUGGUUGAAUGCCUGAAAGGCGAUGCACACUAUGCUGCUUGGCAGCGGACCGGCGAAGUAUGCGACGCGAUCGUUGCAAUGGGAUUGCAUCAAGGGAAUCGACCAGGCCCAGAGUGCCCGUUCUUCCUCGCAGAAUUGCGAAAGAAGAUAUUCAUCUCUGCAUACGGCCAUGACAAAGUUGUGGCUACGUUCCUUGGGCGCCCUCCAAGAUUAUCGCACCGAUAUUGCAAGAUGGAGUAUCCUCUAGACCUCUCCGAUGACCAGCUCUUCUCUGAGGGCGCAGAACUGGAAGCCGCUUUGUCAACAUUGGACCAGGAUGGAUGGAAUACGCAAGGGUGUCUCAAUCGCACUACUUGGUUGCGAGUCUGGUUCCAGCAUUGCCGUAUACGAGAAGACAUUCUGGAGAUUGCGCUUGGAUCUGAUGAUGAAGACAUCGAAAGACGAGCACAGGAAGUGCGUCAGAAAAUGGAUCAUCUGCACAGGUCUGCACCUGCUCAUAUUCAAAUCACACCAGAACAGAUAUUAUCCGACACCAGCUCGCCGCUCGGAGUAGGACUACCACUACGUCAGAAGAAGGAAGCUAUGCGUCAGGUCAAUGCAAUGUUUGUGCUUUGUAUACAUACAGGCAUAAUACACACCGAGUUCCUGCUCCAGAGAGCACUUACGAUUCGAACUCGAACCGACACCAAAAAGCUCAUCCCGAUUGCACGACGCAUGCUCAAACUCGUCCUCCUGGCACAGUCGCGGCGAGACUUCUUUCGAGACUUUCAAGGCGACAUAGUAUAUCUUCUUGCGCUUCACGGUCUGCCAGCUGCAGGCGUCCUAGCUGUCGAGCUCUUGAUAGAGAGUCAGACGCGACAGUACGCGCCAGAAGUACUACCACGCUCAGAGACGAUACAAGACCUAAGCGUUUUCAUAUCCGCCCUGGGAUCGGUGGGCCCUGGAGAAGGCAAUCACUCGAUCUGCAACCAAGGAAGAAAGGCUCUCGCGAGAGUUCUUGACCAGAUAUUGUCACCGAAUCCACCUCCGCCAGUCUCAACGACAGGCGAGCAGCCGAUCUUUGAUGAUUCCAGCGUCUUUUUCCCCAUCGGCAAUGAUGCAGAUUUUCUCAGUUGGCUUGAGCACGUGGAAUGGGACAAAAACAACUGGAUCGAUCAGCCUCCGGCUUCGAUGCCUGGCGCGACCGAGCCGCCGGUGUAGCGAAUCUUCAUCAUGGUGCAGAAUGCAAGUGAAUUCCACGCUCUUGCUCUGGACAAUAUCAUUCUUAUGCGAAGACAAAGGUGCACAAUCGCAUUGUUUGACAUUUCUGUACACUUGUGAUACCCAAACAAUCCGCGAAGACAAAGGUGCACAAUCGCAUUGCUUGACAUUUCUGUACACUUAUGAUACCCAAACAAUCCAUUUUGAGCUGCUCGGUCUGAGCAGUAUUUAUAGCAUGAUCAGACUCCACCUUU
Molecule: messenger RNA, 2649 nt
Organism: Pseudocercospora fijiensis CIRAD86
Lineage: Eukaryota; Fungi; Ascomycota; Dothideomycetes; Mycosphaerellales; Mycosphaerellaceae
Exons: 4
Coding region: 17-2395 (792 amino acids)
Biological process (GO): regulation of DNA-templated transcription; DNA-templated transcription
Cellular component (GO): nucleus
Molecular function (GO): DNA binding; zinc ion binding; DNA-binding transcription factor activity, RNA polymerase II-specific
Source: RefSeq, a predicted model, not a curated record